UGAGUGCAUGAAAAUUCUCAAAAUAAAAACAUCAGCUUCAGUGGUCGAGCCUCCCCCAGGCAGUGGCACCGGCGGUGGGUGGCAAUGGCCGCGCUGCGGCUACCAAGAGCCCCGGCCACGGCCGCCCUCGGCUGCGUCCCGCACAGACUCCGAACCCCGGAGCAAACCCCGCCGCGGCAUCCCAACACGGCCCACCUCAACGCGCUGCUCACGGCCUACGGCCGCCGCGGCCGCAUCCGGGACGCUCAGCAGCUGUUCGACAGGAUGCUGCGCCGCGACGUCAUCUCCUGGACCGCUCUCCUCACCGCCUACGCCGACGGCAGCGACCUCGUCUCCGCGCGCCUCGUCUUCGACGACAUGCCCCGCCGCAACACCGUCUCCUGGAACGCGCUGCUCUCCGUCUACCUCCGCGCGGGGAGGCCCGCGGCCGCGCAAGCCCUCUUCGCGAAGAUGCCGGCCAAGAACGCCGUGUCCUACGGCGCAAUCAUCUCGGGGCUCGCCAUGGCUGGGAUGCUGCGCGAGGUCCAGGCGGUGCAUGGGGAGAUGCCGCUGCAGUGGAGGGACCCGGUGGGGUCGAACGCUAUGAUGGCUGGGCACUUGAGGGCUGGGGAGCUUGGCAUGGCGUUGUGGGUGUUCGAGGGAAUGGCGGUGAGGGACGUCAUCUCCUGGAGCACGAUGGUCGAUGGGCUCUGUAAGUACGGGAUCGUGUCAGAUGCGAGGAGGUUGUUCGAGGCAAUGCCGGAGCGGAAUGUGGUGUCUUGGACCUCGAUGAUUCGGGGAUACAUAAAACGUGGGAUGUGCAGAGAUGGUCUGUUGCUGUUCCUGGACAUGAGAAGGGAAGAUGUUCAGGUUAAUACGACGACACUCUCAGUUGUGCUAGAUGCUUGUGCUGAAGCCUGUCUUGUCGGAGAAGGAAUUCAGAUUCACAGCUUGAUUAUAACAAUGGGGUUUGAAAUGGAUGUUUUCUUGGGUGAUUCGAUAAUCAUAAUGUAUUCUCGGUUGGGUUGGAUGGUCGAUGCUAGAAGGGUGUUUGCUUGCAUGAAGCAGAAGGACAUAGUAUCAUGGAACUCUUUGGUCACGGGGUAUGUUCAGAAUAACAUGAUUGAAGAGGCACAUGUGCUGUUCAAGUUGAUGCCCGAGAGGGAUGCUGUUUCUUGGACAUCGAUGAUUGUUGGGCUUGCUAAUAGAGGUUGGAUGAGAGAAUCUGUUGAACUUUUCGAGCAAAUGCCUGGAAAAGACGAGGUCUCUUGGACUGCAGUUAUUUCUAGUUAUAUUGCGAAUGGAGACUGCGUAAGUGCUGUGAAGUGGUUCUGUCGCAUGUCACGGGAUGGGUGCAAACCUAAUACAGUAGCUUUUGGUUGUUUGCUGAGUGCUUUGGCUAGCCUGGAAAUGUUGAGUCAGGGAAUGCAAGCUCAUGCUUAUGCAAUCAACAUGGGAUGGGUACUUGACUCAGCUGUUCACACUUCUUUGGUGACAAUGUAUGCAAAAUGUGGAAGGUUGGCUGAGGCUCAUCAUAUUUUCUCAAGCAUUAGCAAUCCAAGCCUUAUUGCCACUAAUUCUAUGAUUACAGCAUUUGCGCAACAUGGCUUGGCUGAAGAUGCGCUCAAACUUUUUGACAGAAUGCAAAAUGGUGGCCAAAAGCCUAACCAUGUGACAUUUUUGGGAAUCCUGACUGCGUGUGCACGUGCUGGUUUAAUCCAACAAGGUCAUGACUACUUUGAAUCAAUGGGAGCAAUCUAUGCCAUUGAACCAAACCCUGACCACUACACAUGUAUGGUUGACCUUUUAGGUCGUGCAGGCUUCCUUGCUGAAGCACUGGAAAUGAUUAAAUCGAUGCCCCAGAAGGAUUAUCCUGAUGCAUGGGCAGCUUUGCUAAGCUCAAGUAGCCUCCAAUUUAAUCUUGCUUUUGCAAAAAUAGCAGCACAAAAGCUUCUUGAGAUGGAUCCUUACAAUGCAGCAGCUUACACAGUUCUGUCAAACAUGCUUUCUUCAGCAGGGAUGAAGGAUGAUGAGGAAAUGCUAAAAGUUGCACAGUUAUCCAACAUGGCUAGUAAAAGUCCCGCAUAUAGCCUUAUUAUACAGGAUAAAACUACAGAGCACUUCUAGUCCUAGGUAACUGUGUAUUGGAAAAGGCUGAAUAGCAUGAGGCUAAGGCUUCCACCUGGACCUCCAACAUGGCCAAUCUUUGGGAAUCUUCUCCAGUUGAGCUCUCUUCCUCACAAGGACUUUGCUCGAUUUUGCACCAAAUAUGGUCCCCUU
Phragmites australis (common reed) is the source of this 2259-nucleotide messenger RNA. RefSeq names its product pentatricopeptide repeat-containing protein At1g53600, mitochondrial-like. The record is from RefSeq and is a predicted model, not a curated record. The coding region runs from base 85 to 2106 and encodes 673 amino acids. Gene Ontology annotation, biological process: RNA modification. The transcript is spliced from 2 exons. Lineage: Eukaryota; Viridiplantae; Streptophyta; Magnoliopsida; Poales; Poaceae. Gene Ontology annotation, molecular function: protein binding; RNA binding.